UGGCUUUGGAGGAAGACCUGAAGGGACGGACUGUCAGUGUGGUCGACUUGGGGACUUUCUCUCUAGAUUUAGGGGCUUUUGGAGCUAGUGCUGCUACUUUCAUUGGUAAAGAGGUGGCAACACUGUGCUCAGUUCUUUGGUUCGAUCAUUUUUAAACUCUAGUGUACUCUUGCUGUUUUUUUAGAUUACCAACCCUAGCUUUAACAAAGCAAUAAUGUGUCAGAGCUGUUGGUCUGUUGGCUGUUUUGUUCUUUUUCUGUCCCCUAGUGGCAAAACAUGUAUUAAAGGCACUUUAAAGUACAUAAUGAGGGUUUUAUAACAAGAGAUAACUAUAUGCAUUAGAUUGAGUUGUCACCGGGUUAACCGUCCGACGGGAAGCGUAUGGUGAGAUCUCAUUAGCUGAAGCAGUUCAAGCAUCCCAUGAUGAGAAGAUCUACAUAAUGGGCCAAAUAUCUCUCAACAAUCUGGUUUCUGUGUGAAGUUGCAGCAGCUUAACUAAGUGGAUUUCUUCACAGAGUAAGUUAUAUGAGGACAGAGGUAUAGUUAAAUGACAUAAUAACUUAAGAGUGGUUGAAGAUAAUCCUGCUUUCUCUGUGAUCUCAUCACUUCGGUGUUAAUAGAUGUUACAUAGGGGGUGCUUUCAAGGGAGGGAUCACUGCGCAGGUUUCUAUUAUUGUGACAUCUCUUGAGAUGGCAUGCGUAUCUAGUGCCAGCUUCACUUAGCAGGGCAGGGAGAGCUGGCGGGAGGUUUCAGUCUGAAAGAUGAACGCCGGGAAGGUUCAGUGCAAGCAAGGUGCUACCGAGCUGAGUGAACGAGAGGCAGGGUGUACUACUACGACUGGCUAAUUGUGUUUCAAAUUGGGUCUUUGAGCGCACAAUGGGGAAUGGGAUUGUUCUGAGCUCCCCACUGAAGCACCCAAGGAUGAGAAAGUUGUCAGAUUUGUAGGUCAGGCUGCAGGGGCUGUUGUUAGGCAGACUUGCUCACAGCUCAAGAUGUCUCAGCGGUUUGAUUCUGGGAUCUAUUUGAUGGCGAGUAUUUGUUUUAAGUUUUGCUUUCAGCAGUUCCCCAGUUCCCCUUCUUCAACUUUCAUAUUGUCAUGUUUCUUAUACAGAUGCCUCCUGCGUCUAAAUUCCCCUCAUCUUCUACAGUUGGCUCCUUUUCUUUCUUCUUACAGUGGGCUGCUGCUGUUCAUUUUCUCUGACAUGUUGAGUUAAAAUCUUAAUUGAUUUCUCAGUGUUGGAGGGAAUUGCAGGAGUGUACCCUAGUCCCAUCUGGAGCUUGUCAGAGCCUGACCCGGUUUCGGCGUGCUACGUUGGCGUGUAGCUCCACUGGGACCUGUUCCCUCCUCGUGCUGACAAAGGGAAGAAGGCCACAGCCGGCCCAUCCCGACAUACCCAACACAACCUGAGCCCAACAUCGCCUCACAGUUCCUGCUCCAAAGAACUAAAAGUUGCUUACAGCACAAUUUCUCCCUCCUUCUCUCAUUGUAGGUCACUUGGUCUUCCUUCCUCCAUUUUGGAAAGAGCUUCCGGGGAUAUUUUGCCCUACAAAAAAAUAAUUAUCUUAUCUCCCUAAUUCCCAAUUAUUAUGCACAGGCUUAUUUAAGAAAAAGGAUUAGAUUUUCUCUCUUUUUUUUGUGGUGGCUGCACCAGCGAGCAGGGGAAUGAAUUUGAAUGUGACACUACUCCUCUGCUCUGCUGCAGUGAAGGGGGUCCUACACUUGGAUGAACUGGGGGAGGAGAGAGCACAGCGAGGCUGUCAUGUAAGCCGUCUCCUCUGGGGCCACCUCUCGGUGCGCGCUGCUUCCUGCCUCAGGUAGAAGCCUCAGUGCUUCUGCUGCCAAGGCGUCGGGCUGCUCGCUCUCUUCUCCUCUCCUCUCCUCUCCCUCCCGCUGAGAAGGCUCCACGCUCAAAGCACUGAAAUGGAGAAGAGCUGCUCUGAGUGCUCCGUGCCGACACUUGCACAGAGCCUGUGUACGCUCUGCAACAAGUGGCUGUGUUACCAGUGCACAGAUUUGCAUCAGCAUCAGAGAGCCCCCACCACUUCCCAGUACACAGACAUGCACCAGCAACAGAGGCCCAGUGCCACCCAGUGUCCUGACCUGCACCAGAGAGGCUCCAGCUCCCUGCCUCCGACUGGACAAGGCCCGGGGCCGUAUCCUUGCUCCCUCCUCAUGUGCCACUCUCACAGACAGGAGCCCUUGGAGCUGUUUUGUGAGUCAUGUGACCUUCUGUGCUGUAGCAGCUGUCACCUGUCCUCCCACAAAAACCACAGGGUGGUGCAGAUCGGGAAGGCCCUGCAGGAUCAGCAGUGGCUGUUUGAGAACCUGAUGGUGCAGGUGGACGAGAGGAGAUCUGCAGUGGAGAACAAUGCUAAGCAGAUAGAGGACAGACUCCAUGGUGUAAAGAUUGCACACAGGAAGGCAGAGAACCAGAUUAAAAUGGCAAAGAUGAUUAUGAUGAACGAGCUUAACAAACGAGCCAACCUAUUAAUAGAGCAACUGGAGAAAAUCUCAGAGGACUUCCAGCAGCGUCUGGAGGACCAGCUGCAGGGGGCAAUAGAGAUCUGUGGCCAGCUGGACCACGUUCAGAAGUUCAUCACCUGGGCCACGACCCACCACUGCAGAGGCCCGGUGCUCUUCAGCAGGGCUCUGAUUUCUCUCCAGAUGCAGCAGCUGCUGGAGUCGUCACUCCACUCGGACUCCUGGAGUCCCGUCAGGAUCAAAUUCAACUGGGAUGCUAGUUACUGGACGAAGCAGAUUUCCACUUUAGGCCAGCUGACCGUUGAAGGGGGAAACUGCUCUUACCCUCCGGGCUUGGCCUGCUCCAAUAUCCUGAGGCCUCAGCCCAUCGCCUGCUUGGCUCUGCCGUCCGUGUGUCACAGAGGACGAGAACCAGGCUGUGGGUACCAGAGCUGCUGCGAGCAGCCCCAGAUGUGUUGCCUCCAUGGCAUUCCCUCUCAGCCAGAUCUGUCCAGUCUGGAGAAAAGCCAACUGGAAGCCACACUUUAUAACUCCAGCUGUGUUCAGUCUGCCCUUAUCUCGGCCUCCUUGCACCAGAGCCAGCAGCUCCAGAGGUGCUGGGACCCAGACAGCUCAUCGCAAUGUCCUCCCCCUUCAACAUCUGUCCCAAUCAUGGGACCCAUCCAGCUCAACUGCAGUCGAGGAUCUACGUCCCAGCCACAAGCUGCUGCCUCUCAGCCACAGUCUCAAACUAAGUCUCAUCUCUAUCACCAACGUCAGAGAGAAGUUCGUCUAGACAGCCAGGCUCAGCCAAGUGCAGGCCAUAGCAGGCGAGGCCAACAUCAGAGGAAGCUGUCGACCGGCAGGGCUCUGCAGCAGGACCUCAGCCACACAGACAGAGAUGUGAUGACUGAAGAGAGCUGGGAGGAGAGGUGCAGAGUGGAGGAGGCUCGUGGACAAAUGGCAGUGGUUGAAAGCAGAGAGCAGCAGCUGGAUGUGGAUCUGCAGCAGGACAGGAGGGAGUCGAGUCCUGUCCAACAUGUUCCUCCGCCGGCAGCAGAGCUGAGAAAAGAGCUGCAGAGAAACAGACCUGCACUGAUGCUCAGAGACCACAGAGAUGGCAGGAGAUCCACGUCCCUGGAGGUGUCGGUGACAGCCCACGAGUGUGUAUCUGAUGUGCAGAGCAGCAGGCUCAGCCCUGGUUUAGUGUGCACGAGGAGGGAGAGACGCUCGCAGAGCAUCCCGGCAGAACUGGCAGCCCCAUCCACCAGCCCUUACACUGAAAGGCCCACAGGAUACACUCACGGCCUACAGGCAGGAGCUGCAACUAAGUAUGUCAGUGUGGAUCCCAAACAGAGGAGAGCUUCAGAUGGGGUGCUUUGUGUUGUCAAGGAAACUUCGUCUAACACGACGCCCUCCAGAGGCUACCGGUCUCCUCUACUGUCAUAUAAGACAGAGCCAGAUCAUUCUUUUACUUGUGUAAAUGAAGAGGCUGAUUAUGAGGCCAAUGGGAAAUGCAGGGUGUCAAGAAACGACCACAACAGUAACAGAGAUGUUCAGAAGGACUCAGUGAGGCCCAGGGUACCGGUGGUUUGCUUGGAGCGCCUCAAAAUACUUGUGUCUCAACUCCCCCCACAUGGACGACGGCAGAGCGACCCAUUACCUGCCAGCGGGAUGGAGAAGAGCAACCCGCAGCAGAGAGCCUGGCAUGAUGCAACGCCUGAAGGGAUAGCCGAAGGCUCUGAGACCAGGAGGACCACCCGCUCUCUCAUAGCGCCGCCAUAUGCAGAGCAACAGAACCGUAAUCAGUCUACCGCACACUCCAGUGAGUUUGACAGCCGAGGGAGAAUCAGCUCUCAUAAAGUAUCCACCACUCCAUCCACCACUCCGUCCGCUGACCCUAAAUAUGUGCCACAGAGUUGCUCUGCACUGGAUCUGGACUCUGACUCUGAUCCCAUAUCAGUCUCGGAGGACGCUGUUGUUUCUCGGGCUGAUCCAGACCCACAGCUGGACUCGGAUGCAUCACCAGAUUCUGACCUAAAUGCAGAGUCUUCAUCUGAGGCUGAACUUGAAUGUCUGGCUGAGGAGGCAUCAGUGGCUGCAGGAGAGAUGGGGCUCUGCGGUGAAACUGAUAUCGCAGGGGAUUCAGAGCCAAGUCUUGAAUAUGAGGCAGACCCAGAAUCAGAUGCAGGAGCGGGAUCGGAGGAUGGACAAGGGCUGGACGCUGAUGCAGAAUCAGGCGAUGCUGAAACCGAGUCAGACGUCCAGCCAGACUAUGAUCUCAGUCUUCAGGCAGAGACCGACUCUGACGUUGUGUCCGAUCAGCCUCCAGACUCUCAGGGCUCUGUGGAGUCUGAGCUCGACGUGGAAUCUGAACUUGAACUCACAACUGACGACCCGCAACCGCUGCGCUCUGACCUGGAAGAGGAGUCCAACGUAGGUGAUGCUCAGAUGCCGCUUCUGAUUGCAAACCCUGUUGCUCAAAGAGCUACAGAGGAAGUCCAGCCGGACCAGGACGACGCCGAGAUGGAGAGUGAGGACUUCUGUGCCGUGUGUCUAAUUGGAGGGGAACUGCUGUGCUGUGACCGCUGUCCAAAAGUUUUUCAUCUGUCUUGCCACAUCCCGUCUCUGCUAAGCUUCCCCUCAGGCGACUGGGUGUGCAGCCUGUGCAGAGACGCCGUGCAGCCAGAGGUUGAGUAUGACUGUGAGAAUGUGAGAACAUCUGGAGAACACACAUCAGCCCACGGACUGCCUGCGUGUGAUCAGAGAAAAUGUGAGCGGCUGACUCUUCUGAUCCUCAGUAACGUCCUGAGUGCUCCCUUCCACGAGCCCGUCAGUCCACUUGCUCGUCAUUACUACCAGAUCAUUAAGAGGCCCAUGGACCUGGCUGUGAUCAGGGCCAAACUCAACAAGAGGAACACUCGACAUUAUAACUCACCAGAACAGUUUGCUGCUGAUGUUUAUCUCAUGUUCCACAAUUGUGCAAAGUUCAAUUAUCCCGACUCCGAGGUGGCCCAAGCAGGCCGCAGCCUCGAGGCGUUCUUCACCUCCAAGCUGAAAGAAGUUUUCCCGGACAGAGUUUUCCUCGCGGCGGAGGCGGACUCUGACAGCGAUGAGUACGACGAGGCCUACAGGACCGCUGAGAGUGGUUUCCCCUGGCCUGAGAGGAGGGAGCAGUGCCACAGGAAAAGGAAGAGGAGACACUCUCUCAAGUCGAGGAGGCAACACUUCUAACGCUGUACACACAUAUGCUGUAUUUGUGGGUAAUUAUACUGUUUUUAUUUAGCGGUCUGGGGCUGUAACAGUAUUUCCAUUCUGUAAGCUAUUUUGCUGUUUUCAAUAAUAUCACAGUGCUGCCAUCCGAUGGCAGCUGAACAUACUGAAACAAUACUUCAGAUAUUUGAAGUACUAACUAAUGCCGGAGCAAUUAUUAUCCCUGCACACUUCAACUGAUCAGAGAAGUAGAAAGUGUAGAAAACGAAUAUAAAAAGUUUCAGUUAGAUACUAUAUGUGACACAUUUGGAACCACAUCUCUUUGGAGAAAAAUGACGAAUCAAACAGAUUCUGCAACUUUAAAACAACUUUUAUUAGAGAAAUGAGGCUGUAAUUGUGACUGUAUCAUAUCAUAUUUUGCCAUUGAUAAUUUGCUCCUGAUGCGCUGGAAAUCAGAUUUAUUACUUACAUUCAGACCUCCUAAAAUCACAUAUCUGAUGCUAUAUUGUACAAAGAGGAUGCUGUAGUUGGAUGUUUUAUUAAUCUCAAUUUGCAUCUUUAUUAAGUGUAUUUUUUAGGUGAACAUAGCUCUGAUCAUACACAGCACUUUGAAACUUUGAUAUGGGUAAAAACUGUAUUUAUCAUAUUCGUAAACGCUCAACAUAUUUAUACAUGUGUAACUGUAUAGAACUUUAUUUUACUAUAUUUGUCCUUUUAAUUACUAAAUGAUUGCAGGCAAUUAUCAUAGGUUUGAUUAUUGAUAUAAUUAUGUGUCUCAGUAGCUUUUUUUGAAAAGCAGCAGUGAAUCUUAUUGACUUUGUCUUUUUGAUGAUACAGAGUGAUUGAAGGCGCUAUUAUAACCGGUGUUAGAGCUCAACAUGUAUUUUCAUGUUUAUUAGAGGAUUUAAUAUCCAGAUGAAACGAUCCAAGAAAAUUUGACAUUUAACCAUAAAUUAAGUUUGUGCAUACAUUAUGUAAGCUUUCUGUUCCACCCGUGUUUCAGCAUAAUGUCGUACUCCUCUAUUAUAAAUAUCUCAGGCUUAAUAAGAGUGUUAGGUAUCGAUAUCAUUCAGUAUUGAUGAUUAUUUGUAGAGCCACACUGUUGAGAGGAAAUAAGACGUUUUAUAAUACCUGCUGUUGUUGAGCAUUUCCUGUCUUUAAAUAUUAUUUACUUGCUUCCUGCAGCUUAAGAUAGAUUUUACUUGACAUUAAGAGUAAUUACUGCAUCAAUUAUUGUCUGUGCACUCCUUGAUUAUUCGUCAAGAGUAGUGAAUAUACAGUAUAUGUAAUGUUACUUCUUUUGAAAUCAAUAAAUGUAAUAAUAUUUCCUAUUGUAUGAGGGAAGACUGAUAAACUAUAGUUACUGUCCCUAUUUCAGGAGAACAGUCUGGUUCAUUUCUCUCUUCUUUUUUUUUUACUGUAACAGUCAAUGAUAAAUGCACAUUUAUUAGUAUCAAUAAAAUGCAUUCAAGAGAAAA
Molecule: messenger RNA, 7153 nt
Organism: Sebastes umbrosus (honeycomb rockfish)
Lineage: Eukaryota; Metazoa; Chordata; Actinopteri; Perciformes; Sebastidae
Gene: trim66
Product: tripartite motif containing 66
Exons: 17
Coding region: 1923-5696 (1257 amino acids)
Molecular function (GO): protein binding; zinc ion binding
Source: RefSeq, a predicted model, not a curated record